This is a messenger RNA of Cooperia oncophora, 204 nucleotides long. The record is from the annotation of a GenBank genome assembly. Lineage: Eukaryota; Metazoa; Nematoda; Chromadorea; Rhabditida; Trichostrongylidae.
AUGACAACAGACGACUUUCGUUCACCGUUGUAUAAGAAUGUUGAAAUCAACGGGAUUACCGUCCGUAUGAAAUGGUGCGUAACGUGUCAGUUCUAUCGACCACCCAGGUCGAGCCAUUGCUCCGUUUGCAAUCGAUGCAUUGAUACAUUCGAUCACCAUUGUCCAUGGGUUCAUAAUUGUGUGGGAAGGCGGAAUUACAGGUGA